UCAGUCGGCAUGUGUGGCCGCUUUCCUGUAGACCGACAUUUUCUCUGACACAAGCGUAGAAAAAGUUUUCAUCAACAGCCGCCAUAUUGACUAAUCGGGUCUCAGUAAAUUUCGUGAAAUUUGUAAUCGUCCGUAGAGCGAUUAAAUGUACAUAAAAAUUGGGAAAAAUUUGUGAAGAACAGUGAAUAAUGUGAUUGGGAGAUGAGUGAAGUGAUGAUUUGUGGCUAUUUAUGGGGGUAAAGUGUCAAAAUUUGUGUUCAACUUUUGCGCUCAUUGUUGGGGAAAUUGAGUUCGGCUAUUUUGAAGUCGUGAAAUUUUUCUUUAUCUCACCACCAAUACAUCACAUCGGGUGGAUAUUUCAGGAUAUUAUUUUGCUUACUACUCGGUGGAUUUUUGGGGUGGCAGGUAGAAAUUGUUGGUGGAGACAUUGGAGCAUUUUGGAUGUGGUGAAAAAUCCAAGUGCAGAUUUAUUAUUUGUCGUCGAUGGCCCAAACACAAUGGCCAAUGCCAAAUGGUAAAUGGUGGAAGCAAGAGUUCGAGUGUUGAGAAAUUUCAGCGAGAGAGACUGACGAAAAAGGCGCACACCUCACUAUUACCACUUUCCCAGCCACAAUCCCAUACCAUUUCGGGGGGAUUUUCCCAUUCCCGAAGGGAUUUUGCCCAGAAAUUUUCUACUCUGGGGCUCUGUGCUACCUUCUUCACUUUUUUUUCUUUUUAUUACUUGCUUCCUUACUCUCGAAUCACGCUCCCGCAGCCAAGUUGCUUCUCGGCGGAGCCUCGAAGUUGGGUGGAAGUUUUUCUUGUGGGAGAAAAUGUAAUGUGCCCCAGACUCUCAGCUCUGGAUCCCUUUACAGUGGGACACCAUCUUAUGUGGGAAAUAUGUGUCAUAUUUCGUGCAGUGGGCUGCAAACAUUGAAUUCCUCAACACCAUCGCACCCCACACAUCCCCCCAAAUGUCAGCUUCGCGUCCGGAACCAACAACUGCAUGCAGAGUCUCAUCGGACGCAAUUCCAGGCAGCAGAACACAAUCCACAAUCUUUUCACCCCCUUCGGAUGAUCCACAGACAACAGUCUGGCCAGGCGCAAUCUCUCAUCUGAUUUUGCCAAUGUAGAGCAUUUUUAUUCCACCGCAAAAAAAAAUACCAGGGGGCUUUCACUAAGGCAGGGACAUUUUUUCCAAAUCUUCCGCUAAAAGCCUAACAUUACUAAAAAAAAAAAAUCCAUUUGAACAUUUCAUUCAGCCAAGUGUAGAGACUUUUGGUAGUUUGUGAGGAUAUUUGAAGGACAAUUUGUGCAAAAAGAGACUAAAGGACACGACCAGUGAGACAUUUUUUUCCCCGGAAAGAGAGUUUUUGAGAUAGGAAGUUUAGGGACUCGCGUAGUGUAAAGGACAGGAACCAUUUAAUAUUUGAGUGUGAAGUUUUGAGUGAAAAUAGUGAAAAUCGGAUCAGGAUGGCUGAUCACUUGGAUGAGCCGCCACAGAAGCGGACCAAGCUGAGGGAUUCCUAUCAGCAAGGGCCAUCAGAUUCCGAAUUGAUAUCGCGUAGUGACAUUUACAACUUGGAGGAUCACCUGCCGGAUGAACUUGUGUCCAGUGGCACAAAUUGGGGUGAUCAGUUGGCGGGCAAUAAGCCACCAGCUCAAGGUCCUGGGCCAGGUGGGGCGCCCCAGAUGAAUGGCGAGGAUUCUGGUGUGGUGCCACCAAAUGCAAAUAUUGCCAUGCAGAGACUCCAUCAGCAGCAAUUGGCACAGCAUCUCAUGCAACAGAAGAGAAAAUGUGUGUACUUGCAGGGAAACAAGAACAUUAUUGGCAACGUAGCGGCUAUUGGGAUUGGACCAUUGGGCAGCAAGAGCCCAAAUCUUCAGUCACCACCAAACGCACAGGCGAGCAUGUCAAAUAAUCUGGGUGUUGGUACGAUGGGCAACUCCAUGGUGAUGUCCAUUGCUAGCAAUGGCAAUCCGCAGCCCAUGAGUUCGCUUCAAGCAAUGAACAGUGUUUCGCAGGGAAAUGCUGGAGGCAUGAUUAUGUCAAAUAGCAAUUUGUCCGGACUUGGAGGUAGUGGCGGAAUGUCCGGAGGAGGACUCGUAGUGAAUAACCUCAAGCAACAGGCUCUAGGGGGUGCUGGAGGGAUGCUGGGUGGACCAAUGGGUGGUGGCGGUGGUCAGGCUCAACAGGGUCAGGCCAUCCAUCACCCAGGACAUCCGGGCAUGCAGAAUGGACCCCUGAUGGGCACUCCAACGGGCCGUGUAGUCGCGAUGCAGCAACAGAAUCCGCAAGGUCACAUGGCGGGUCCACGAGGACCACACCUCAUUGGACCCCGCAUGCAAGCACCUAAUAUGGCACUAGGCAACAAUAUCAACAAUAUGCAAGGUCCUGGUGGACCCUAUAGCUAUGGCGGGGGUCCAAAUCAACAGAAUGUUAAUGUGGUAAAUGCUCAAGGUGGUGUCAAUGCCCCAGUUGGUGUUGUUGCACCCCAGCAGCGUGGUGUGCCGAAUAUGGCAGCAAUGCCAGGCAAUCGAUUACCAAUGGGACCCAAUAUACAGGGCACCAAUGAAGGUGGUAUUGCUGGACAGGCGCAACCCCCAGCGCCGUCUCCAGCACAGCCACAAUCUGGUGCCCCCGCGGGUAGUCAACCACGACCACAGAGUGCUACCCAAAAUCAAAAUGCAACAAAUAUGCCAGCAGCACCACAGAGCUCCUCCAUGGCUGAUCCGGAAAAGAGGAAGUUGAUACAGCAGCAACUGGUGUUGUUGCUGCAUGCGCACAAAUGUGCUAGACGUGAAACGGAAAAUCCUAAUAAUCCCAAUCCGUGUACACUGACGCACUGUAAGACGAUGAAAGAGGUUUUGGCCCAUAUGACAGGAUGCAAACUCAAUAAAGAUUGCACAGUUGCCCAUUGUUCGUCAUCACGACAAAUUAUCACUCACUGGCGCAAUUGUCAGCGAGCUGAUUGUCCUGUUUGCUUGCCGCUGAAGCAGGCUGAUCGCUAUCGCAACAAUACCAAUGCCCAGAGUGGUCCAGGUGGAGCUAGUGGACCAGGUGGAACGGGAGGAGGACCAGUGCCAGCUGGAGGUGGUCCGGUACCGGGAAGUGGUGGCGGAGGAGGACCUAGUGGACCAGGUGGAAAUACUGGUGGUCCUCAGGGGCAAAUUAGUAUCAAUGCUGCAUCUCAAGAGGGUCAACAAGGACCACAACAGGCAAAUGCAGGUCCUGCCAGUGGAGGUCCUCUGCAGAACGCUGGUCAGGCUCAGGAUGCCGGUGGAAUGAGGAGAAAUUACGAUGGAAUGAAUAUCCAAGGUACUCCGGCAUCAUCAGCAACACCAGCGAUGCCAACUACAACACCCCAAGUAGCUCCUGGACCCAGACAAUGUGUCCGAAUACAGGCACCAAAUUCCGUGGUUAGGGUCAUUGUGCCGAAUCAAGGUACGCCCAAUCACAGUCAGAUCCUGUCGAAUAAUCUUAUGAUUGGUAGUGGUGAUGUGGCUCAGGCUGUUGGACAACAACAGCAACAGCAGCAACAACAACAGCAACAACAGCAGCAGCAACAACAGCAACAGCAGCAGCAACAACAACAGCAGUUGACUCUUCAACAACAUCAACAGAAUACAACGCCGCAACAACAACAGCAACAGCAGCAGCAACAACAACAGCAGCAACAACAGCAACAAAAUAUGCCUCAAGUGACAAAUUCAAACAUUCCAACAUCACUUAGUGUGCAGCUGUACAGUGAUAGCCAGGGUGGCAAUGCAAUAGCCGGAGCUGCUGGUCAAUUGUGUCCAACUGGUGCCGGAGGUGCUGGAGCAGGACCUACUGGAACUGGCGGGAGCACCAUGUCCUUCCAGAACAGUCAAGUAGUAGCUGUUCCGGUGGCUGCAGCUAAGGAUUGGCACCAUUCUGUGACACCAGAUCUUCGUAAUCAUCUUGUGCACAAAUUAGUGCAAGCUAUCUUUCCAACUCCCGAUCCAGCUGCCAUGCUAGACCGGAGGAUGCACAAUCUGGUUGCGUAUGCAAAGAAAGUUGAAGGUGAUAUGUACGAGAUGGCAAAUAGUCGAUCGGAGUACUAUCACUUGCUAGCCGAGAAGAUAUACAAGAUACAGAAGGAAUUGGAAGAGAAACGCAUGAAAAGGAAGGAGCAGCAACUGCAGCAACAACAACAGCAACAAGGUGGUCAAGGUGGACCUGGUUCACAGCAACAGCAGCAAACAGCUCAGCAACAGCAGAUAAAGCCGAAUGUCAGUGGGAAUGCCACAGCAGGAAUUGUUGGUCAAUUGGGUCAGGUGAAUGUAAUGGGUACGACAUUGCCGGGUGGAAGUGCUGCUGGUGGCGGAGGAGGAGGAGGUGUUGGUAUCCAACGACCUCCAGUUCCGACAAUGGGACAAACAAAGCCCGGUCAGGGUGUUAGAAGUCAUUCACCCGGUGGAAUGGUGGGAAUUGGUAUGGGAGGCAAUCGUUUGGCAUUCCCAGGUGGUCAACAGCCACAUUGUUUUGUUGUUGGACCAUCUGGUCCAAGUCCCAAUAGUCAGCAAAAUAUGCUGGUACCUAAUCCCAAUUUGUCACCAUUUGGAGCACAAGGUGGUAAACCGGGAAUGGCAGGUGCGUCGUCAAAUCAAUCGGCUGCCAAUCAAUUUCUCAAUGCCAAUGGUCCGAAUGCCCUACAGACGGCCCAACAGGCAAAUCAAUUCAAUGAGAUUAUGAAGGCUCGUAUGGCACAAUCGCAAUCUCAGAGCAGUAGUAAUUCCAUGGUUUCACCCCAGGCACCAUCGACUUUUGGGGGUAGCAAUGUGAGUCAGAUGCAGGGCAAUAGUGUCUUCAAUAGCAUGUCAAAUAGUGCAAGAAGUGGCAAUAUGAUCACAACAUCAGCAUCAAUGGAUGCAAUGAGUGGUGGUGGUUUGGUACCGGUACCGAGUCCAUCACCAAGUCUCACGCCAAAUGGUCCCAUUCCUGUCAGUACGCCCAAUCCACCAAGUGUUCCGUCGAUGCUACAGCCACCGCCUGAGCCAACACCACCGCCAUCCCUCUCCUCACCAUCACACAGUGUCAACUGUUCCACAGCCACCUCCCAAGUGACCACAAUGUCCAGUGGUGGACAUCAUCAGCAACAACCUGCCGCCCAGAAUCAACAGAAUCAGCAGAAUAACAUGGGCAAAGGUGGUAUCACUCAGGCUGAACGAAAUAAUCAAUCUGGGUCGAAUAAUCGUCAGCAAUCUGGCGGUGGAGGGAAUAGUUUCACAUCGCAAAUGGCAGCACUCGAAGCGGCAACACGGGAUCGCGAUGAUGAUUCUCAGUCACCGCAAAAUAGUAAUUCGUGCAAGGGAAAGUUGGAUAUAAAGCAAGAGGAUGACAUUAAGAAGGAGAUGGAGGACACAGAUAGCAAUAUGGAUGGCAGUGGGAGUGGCAAGAAUGUCAAUAAUGAGAAGAUCAAACAAGAGUGUAAGGCUGAGCCUAUGGAUCAAGAUGGGCAAGAUUGCAAGAAUAUUAAGGAGGAAAUAAAAGAGGAACCAAUGUCACCGUCCAGUGAUAUAAAGCCUGACAUUAAACCCCUCGUUCCUGAGCCACUUCCAUCAACCAGUUCGCAUGAUAAGAAGAAGAAAUGCUUGUUCAAGCCUGAAGAAUUGAAACAAGCCCUGAUGCCUACUUUGGAGAAAUUGUACCGUCAGGAUCCAGAAUCACUGCCCUUCAGGCAGCCAGUUGAUCCCAAUGCACUUGGGAUACCGGAUUACUUUGAAAUUGUGAAGAAACCAAUGGAUCUCAGUACGAUUCAACUGAAAUUGGGAUCUGGACACUAUUCAGAUCCCUGGGAGUAUGUCGAUGACGUUUGGUUGAUGUUCGACAAUGCCUGGCUCUACAAUCGAAAAACAUCGAGAGUCUACAGAUAUUGUACAAAGCUUUCUGAAGUGUUUGAACAAGAAAUUGAUCCGGUAAUGCAAGCACUUGGGUAUUGCUGUGGCCGAAAAUAUACAUUCAAUCCCCAAGUGCUAUGCUGCUAUGGCAAGCAGCUCUGUACUAUUCCACGAGAUGCUAAAUACUACAGCUACCAAAAUAGUUUGAGUACUUAUGGAUUUAAUUCUGACAGAUAUACAUUCUGCCAAAAAUGCUUCAAUGAUAUUCCCGGUGACACUGUCACACUUGGAGAUGAUCCUCUUCAGUCUCAAACACAAAUUAAAAAGGAUCAAUUUAAAGAGAUGAAAAAUGAUCAUUUGGAGUUGGAACCGUUUGUUGAUUGUUUAGAUUGUGGUAGGAAACAACAUCAAAUUUGUGUGCUAUACCUGGAAACAAUAUGGCCAGGUGGUUUUGUAUGUGAUAAUUGUCUGAAGAAGAAGAAUCAGAAGAGAAAGGAUAACAAAUUCAAUGCCAAAAGAUUACCCACCACCAAAUUGGGUAUAUACAUUGAGACACGUGUCAAUAAUUUCUUGAAAAAGAAAGAAGCUGGAGCAGGAGAAGUGCACAUUAGGGUGGUCUCGAGUUCAGAUAAAGUGGUUGAAGUUAAGCCUGGUAUGAGGAGUAGAUUUGUAGAAAGUGGUGAAUUAGCACCUGAAUUUCCCUAUAGAGCUAAAGCCCUGUUUGCCUUUGAGGAACUCGAUGGGGUUGAUGUUUGUUUCUUUGGAAUGCACGUCCAGGAAUAUGGAUCAGAGUGUACAGCUCCAAAUACAAGGAGAGUAUACAUAGCCUACCUGGAUUCUGUGCAUUUCUUCAAACCUCGACAAUAUCGUACAGCUGUUUACCAUGAAAUCCUCCUAGGAUAUAUGGAUUAUGUAAAACAAUUGGGCUAUACAAUGGCUCAUAUAUGGGCAUGUCCACCCUCUGAGGGUGAUGACUACAUCUUCCAUUGUCAUCCGCCAGAUCAGAAAAUACCCAAACCAAAGCGUCUUCAGGAGUGGUACAAGAAGAUGCUGGAUAAGGGUAUGAUUGAGAGAACAAUUCAGGAUUACAAGGAUAUCCUCAAACAAGCCAUGGAAGAUAAAUUGACAUCGGCCGCUGAAUUGCCCUAUUUCGAGGGUGACUUCUGGCCCAAUGUCCUCGAGGAGAGUAUCAAGGAAUUGGAUCAGGAAGAGGAAGAAAAGAGAAAACAGGCAGAAGCCGCCGAAGCAGCAGCUAAUGCGAUUUUAUCACUGAAUGAUGACAGUGAGGCGAGUGCCGAUGGCAAGAAGAAGGGCCAGAAGAAGGCUAAGAAGUCAAACAAAUCAAAAGCUGCCCAGCGAAAGAACAGCAAGAAAUCCAAUGAACAACAAAAUGGAAAUGAUUUAAGUGCAAAGAUAUUUGCUACUAUGGAGAAGCAUAAGGAAGUUUUCUUUGUUAUUCGACUACAUUCUGCACAAUCGGCAGCCAGUUUAGCUCCAAUACAAGAUCCCGACCCAUUGAUGAAUUGUGAUCUCAUGGAUGGUCGUGAUGCAUUCCUGACACUGGCACGAGAUAAACAUUAUGAAUUCUCAUCAUUGCGACGAGCACAGUUCAGUACAUUGUGUAUGUUGUAUGAAUUACAUAAUCAGGGACAAGACAAAUUUGUUUACACCUGCAAUAACUGCAAGAAUCAUGUUGAGACGAGAUAUCACUGUACUGUUUGUGAUGACUUUGAUCUGUGCAUUGGGUGCAAGACGAAAGUUGGUCAUCCGCACAAUAUGGAAAAAUUGGGCUUCGACCUGGACGAUGGGUCAUCACCAACAGAUCUCAAGCAGGCCAAUCCUCAGGAGGCCAGGAAGCAAAGUAUUCAGCGGUGCAUUCAUUCGCUGGUGCAUGCUUGUCAGUGUCGCGAUGCCAAUUGUCGUUUGCCAUCGUGUCAGAAGAUGAAGAGGGUGGUGACACAUACGAAAAAUUGCAAAAGGAAGACCAAUGGUGGUUGUCCAAUUUGCAAGCAACUCAUUGCACUGUGUUGCUAUCAUGCUAAGCACUGUCUGGAUGGGAAUAAGUGUCCUGUACCCUUCUGUCACAAUAUCAAGCAGAAGUUGAAGAAUCAAGCGCUUCAGCAAAGGAUUCAGCAGACUCAGUUACUUCGUCGUCGUGUGGCUGUGAUGAACACACGAGCAGCUGCUCCAACCACCUCAAGCAAUUUUCCAUCUUCCGGCAAUUCCGGCAUGACCAACACUCAAGCAUCGAGCGGGGGCAAUGGAAGUGGUGGCAUGAGUCCUACGGCAACUCCAUCGCCCGUGUCGCAAAUGGGCGGCAUGGGUAGCCCGCAUCAGGGUAUUGGGAUGAAGCCAGGGGCUCAGACACCACCAGCCAAUGUCCUCCAAGUUGUGCGACAAGUGCAAGAGGAGGCAGCGAGGCAACAAGUUCCCAAUGCUGGGGGCUUUGGCAAGGUGACACCCACUGUUCCUGGCAAUCAAAUGCCACCACCUGUGAUGCAGAGAACGAUGGCGGGGCACUUGAGUGGGCCGCCGCCGCAGCAGCAGACGACACAGGGUGGCGUUGCAAUUGGCCCAGGUGCCAGUGGGAAUCUCCUGUCAAUGGACCAGUGGGGCUCGAGGUACCCUAAUCAGGCACAGCAACAGCCUGGAUUGCGACCUCCCAACCAGAAUCAGAUGAUGCAACCAAUUAUUGGGGCGCAACAGCCGAUUAUGGGAAUGGUAGGACCUCAGAAUAAUCAGAUGAUGGCAGCUGUUCGACCCCAUGUCCAACAAUCGAUGCCUCAGAAUCAGCAACAGAAUAAUCCAGCUCACAAGCACGCUCUUCAGCAACUGAUGCAGACGUUGAAGAGCCCAACUUCCGGCCAGGAGCAGCAGAAUCAAAUUCUGCAGAUACUCAAAUCAAAUCCACCUCUAAUGGCAGCAUUUAUAAAACAGCGACAGUCACAGCAGAAUCAAAAUCAAGGUGGUGGUCAGCAACAAGGUGGUCCUUUGCCUCAUAUGUUGAACACUCAGGCGCAGCAGCAGCAGCAGCAACAGCAACAGCAACUGCAGCAGCAGCAACAGCAGCAAGUUGUGAUGCCGGGUGGACCACCGAAUCAGGGACCCGCUAGUCGCAUGCAGAACAUGCAGAAUGCAAUUCUUGGCCAACCAGGAGCCAAUCCUCAUCAAGUUCAGGUGGGAGUUGGUGGGCAAUUACAGACGCCGCAACAACAGCAACAUUGGUACAAGCAACAGCAGAUGAUGCUUCAGCGUCAGAUGCAGAUGCAAAAUUUCCCACCUGCUCCGCCCUACCAGCGACCCCGGGCGCCCCAAAUGGGUGGGUACCAGGGCGGUGGAGGUGGCUUUGGGCAGGAUCAGCAGCAGCAGCAGUAUGCCAUGCAGCAGGGCAUGAAGCAGCCCAAUCCACAGCAACCGGGUGGUGGUGUUCUGUCACAGUCACUGCAACAGGGUGGUCCUGGGGCAGGGGGUCAGGGGGUAAUGGGACCCCCAACGCCCCAACAUGCCAUGCAGCAGCAACUGAUGCAGACUGUACGAUCACCACCGCCAAUUAGGAGUCCUCAGACGACACCAUCACCACGGGCCCAACAAUCACCGCACCAUCUCUCCAGCCAUUCACCGGCGCCUCAGGGCGGUGGAGGGGUAGGUGGUGGGGUACCGGGUGACCCAGUGGGUGGGGGUGGACCGGGUGGGGAUACGUCCCCACUCAAUCCCCAGGAACGUCUCACGAAAUUCGUGGAGCAACUGUAGUAAUCAAUUGAAUUAAUCUGUGAGGACUCUUCUUGGGAGUAUUUUUUCGACUUGUGCUUUUAUUUCUUAAACUUCUACUUCAACGAUCUACGUGGUGUCGCGUAGAGAGAGAUGUGGAUGGUGGAGAAAAAAGAAGAAAAACAAAAAAAAAUGGGGAAGAUGAAAUAGAGAAAAAAAGACAUGAAUUUUUUAUUCCUUUCUCACCACUUUGGGUUUUUUUUUUGGGAUGUUUUCGAAAAUUUGAAGAGAGAAAAAAAACUGAUAAAGUGGAAUAGACGCUGAGAGAAUGAGUAAAGAACAGAGGGAAUUAUACAAAGAGAAAAAGAAUAUUGAGAUAACAGAAAAAAACAUUUAUAUUAUGUACUUAUUUUAAGUGAAUGAAAAACUUGUAAAUAGCUGUAAAGUGGUAAGUAACAAAAAAAAAAAUAGAAAAUAAUUAUAUUAAUGAAUAUAAAAAAAAAACAAGUGCAUAAUUAGGUAUUUAGGAGUAUCUCAUGAGAAACAACACACAACAACAACAAAAAAUCAUGUUAAAAUACCAAAUAAGAGUCAAAUUUUUUCUCAUUUAACACAUUUUUUAUUUUUAUUUCUAUUUUUAUUUUGUAAAUAGCGAAGGAGGUAGAGUAGAUUUUUUUCUUGUAGAAAUAUUGUGAGAGAAAAAAAAAUUACCCAUGAAAUUCAUCCUUAAAUUAAAGAGAGAAAAAUAAUAAUAAAUAUAAUUGAGUAAUUUUCUUGAAUAUCAAUGCAUGAAAUGUUGAUUUGAAAACCAUGCAAAAGAAUAUUAGAAUAUGACUCGGGGAUCUCUGGAGCCUCCAAAGUGGCGGAAUUAUAAACGCUGUAAGUUUUUGAACAAAUGGAACAUUACAAAGAUGAAAAAAAAUAUGACUAACAAGAUGAAACCAAUAACCGAAAAAAUGGAGAGAGAUGGGUGGUGGCUGUGUAAUUAAAAAAAUUAAAAAAUAUAAAAGAAAACUAAAAAAAAUGAAUUGAAACUAGAAAAAAAGUGAAAAAAUAAUUCUUAGGGUACGUAGCUGUGUAAAUGAAUGCCUGAAUGUUGAACAGAAUCCAAAUUCCAAUAAUAUUUAAGGGAAACUAUAAUAGAUGAUUUAUACCUAAAUAAUUGCGAGGGAUAGGCCUACGAGGGGGAUAGGUCUCUUCGAUAUGUAAGUAAAACAAAAAAACAAAAAAAAAAACCGUAGAAAAAAAAAAGAUUUUAACAGCGACUUAGUGAUUUCUUUUCAUUAAAAAAAUCCCAUUUAUUGCGUCACUAUCGUCAUCUAAAUAAUAAAAAAAAAUAAGAAAAAGAAAAAUAUUUGCAAAAAAUAGUCGAGUAGAAAAUAUUUAAUAAAAAAAAGCUUUGUUUACACUCGUCAAUAUCACUGAAGAAAAAAGAAAAUUGUAAAAAAAAUGUAUAAGCGAAAGAAGAGAUAGAAUCUUUUAUAUUAGCUUCCAAGAAAAAAAGCUUCUAAAAAAAAAAAAUGAAAAGAAAAGACGAAUUAAUAAAAAAAAAGAAGAAAUUACAUAGGAAAAACAAAUCGCUUGAUUUAUUUUUUAAAUCAGCCUAUUUUUUUUAAAAAUAAUUUUUAAAUAUUUUGUAAUUUAAUAUCUAGCUUGAGAAAUAGAUUUUUUUUAUUAAUUAUAUUUUUUUUGGUUUAAUAGAAAUGAGAAAAUGAAUCUAAAAAAAUGAAGAGAUUUUUUGAGGCAGAGAAAAGUUGCAGUGUUUUUUUUUACCACGCGAAAUUCCCUCUUUUCUUUAUUUAUUUUUUAUUUUUUUAAAUGAAAUAUAUUUUUCCAUGUCACAACAUCCACCAUGAAAAAAAAAGAGUAGUACUUUAUGCAUCUUUUUUACUUCAUCGUAGAAAAUAGUAAUCCCUAGAACUAAAGUUUACCCAAUAGCAAAAGAAAGCGGAAUAAGGAAUCACAAGAGAAAAAUUCCUCGGAAUUUUCCAGUAUUUUUCCUUGAUAAAUUCCACGGAAAUUUUCCAUGGUGUAUUUCCAAGGAAAUUCCUGUGGAUUUAUGGUGGAUAUUUUGUGUGGAAUAUUUCCCAGGACAUCUACGUGGAUUUAAUGUGGAUUUUUCCAGUUAAAUAAAAUCGAGAAGAAAUGAACCUGUCACGUGCAUCUCAUAUUUUCAUUUCUCAAUAUUAAAAAAAAAAUAGUCAACUUCAAAAACAUAAUUUUCCUAAAAAAUAUAUUCAAUGAAAUGAAACAACUCAUAUUUUAGGUCCGCAGUCUGUUUAAUGUUAUCACUUCACGAUUAUCUACACAAAACGCAGCGUCGCAUAGUUCAUAAUAUUAUAAGUAAGACAGAACUCACUAAGAUCUUUUGCAUAAAAUUUGAUGGCUGAAUAAUCCAUCUAUUUUUUAGCGCCACAAUGGAAGUAUUUCUUGGAUUUUCGCUAGGAAAUAAACAGAAGCUUUCCAGCAGAAAAGGGAGCGUAUUGCAGAAAAAUCCAUAGGAAAGCUUGUGGAAUUUUUCAUGGAAUUUUUCAAUGGAAUCCGCGGAAGUUUCACGUUUGGUUAUGCAUAGAUAUCUACCAUGGACAUCUAUGGAAAAUGCCGCUGGAUUUCCAUUAGAUGAUCGAAUUUCCACGGAAUGCAACAAUUUCACGGAUUUUCCUAUGAAAGAUCCCAUGGAAUGAGCGGAAUUUGUCAAUAAAUUUCCAAUGGAAUUUCCGUGUUCGUUUACUAUGGGGUAGUUGUUUUGCUCCUGUCCCCAUAGCAAAAUUUCGCGGAAAUUCCAGUGGAAAGCCAGUGAUAAGCAAAUUCGGUUUGUGGAUAAACUCCAAGGGUUUUUCAUUUGGAACUUAUUACUAAUUUUGGUUCCAUUUGGACAAAAUGAUAUGAAAACUUUAAGGUUUAUUAUCUCGAAAACUAUGAGAGAUAGAGGCCUUGAAUCUUACACCACAUUAAAGUCUCCUUUAGGUUUGAAAUAUGCGAAAUUUCACUUGAAAAUGAAGAAAAGGAGGUGAGAAAUGCAAGAAAAUAAAAUCCGCGAAAAAUUCGUGGCUCGCGAAAAUCCGCUGAAAAUUCCGAGUCUCUCGAAAAUCUGCGUAAAAUUCCGCGGCCAGCGAAAAUCCGCAAAAAAUUCCCUGAUCUGCAAAAAAAUUACUCAAAUUCCGCGGCCCUCAAAAAUUCACGGAAAAUUCCGAGUCACGAAAAUCUGCGAAAAAUUCCGUAGCCAGCGAAAAUCCGCAAAAAAUUCUGUGAUCUGCGAAAAAAUCACUCAAAUUCCGCAGCCUUCGAAAAUUCACGGAAAAUUCCGAGUCUCUCGAAAAUUCGCGAAAAACUCCGCGUCCGCGAAAAUCCGCAAGAAAUUCCGUGAUCUGUGAAAAAAAUCACAGAAAUUUCGCGGCCCUCGAAAAUUCACGGAAAAUUCCGAGUCUCUUGAAAAUCUGCGAAAAAUUCCGCGACCAGCAAAAAUCGGCAAAAAAAUUCCGUGAUCUGCGAGAAAAUCACGGAAAUUCCGCGGCCCUCGAAAAUUCACGGAAAAUUCCGAGUCUCGAAAAUCUGCGAAAAAUUCUGCGGCCAGCGAAAAUCCGGAAAAAAUUCCGUGAUCUGCGAAAAAAAUCACGGAAAUUCCGCGGCCCUUGAAAAUUCACAGAAAAUUCCGCGUCCCUCGGAAAUUCGCGAAAAAUUCCACUUCUUCCAAUUCUGUGUCCUUCGAAAAUCCGUGAAAAAUCCACGGCCCGCGAUAAUCUGCGAAAAAUUCCGUAAUUUGCAAAAAAAUCACGAAAAAUUCCGCGGCCCCUUAAAAAUCCACGGAAAAUUCCGCGGCCCUCAAAAAUCCAUGGAAAAUUCCGUGAUUCGCGAAAAUCUGCGAAAAAAAUCAAUGAUCUGUGAAAAUCCGCGGAUAAUUCCGCGAUCUGCGAAAACCCGUGAAAAAUUCCGUGGUUUGCGAAAAUCAUUCCUGUGUCAAAUUCCGCGGAACUCCACGGAACAUUUAUAUGGAAAAUAACACGUGAAUCUGUCGCGGGAUUACCUGGAAAAGUUCCAUGGAAAAUUCUACUAUCUUUCUACUUUGUUUUCCAUGUAUUUUUCCACUAUUUUCCCCGAAAGUUUUUGCAAAUAAAUGUGUUGUGACAACAAGCAUAAUUUAUUUUCACACUUUCUGGAAAGAUUUUUAGUGAUUUUUCUGUGACAAUUGUAAUAAAAUUAAUUAUGCGAUACUGCGUUUCAUGCAUUACAUAGAUUGUCAACCUAAAAUAUGACUGUUUUUAUGUCAUUUAGGGAAAGGUGGGACUACUUUGAGCGACGGGGCUACGUUGUUAUACGAUUUUUUUCGAAUAUUUCUAAUGGAAAAUGGAUUUUAACAUGAUGUAAUUUGGAUAGACAAAAAAAUUGUGGAUCUAAAUAAAAUAAUUGUAAGAACCGGCUUCAUUUAGAGAUAGGCGUAAAAGUCGUAUAACAAUCUAGCCCCACUGAUCAAAGUAGCCCAACCUCCCCGUUUUGUGUAUUUUAAGAAAAAUUAUGUUUUUUGACAAUAGAAUACUCGCCGUAUUUCGUUAAUUUACGCAUUUUCAUUGCAAUUUUUACGCAAAUUUUCCAUUACCAUAUUACCUUAUCUCAUACUCGGUGGCACUAGGUGAAAAUAAUAUAAGAAAAUUGAUGAAAUAAAACAAAAAUUCAAUAAACGGGUGAGCAAACAAAAAACUAUAAGAGAAAUUAAUCGUACAGCUUUUUUUGCUCAUCGUUUAUCGCAUUUUCGUUUUAUUUCUUCAAUUUUCUUAUACUAUUUUCACCUAGUGCCACCGAGUAUGAGAUAAGGUAAUACGGUAAUCGAUAAUUUGCGUCAGAAUUGCAAUGAAAAUGCGUCAAUGUGAUUCUGCCCUAAAGUGUUAAUUCGUAUCGCUGGAUUAGUAAAACAUAUUAAAAUCCUCGUGAUCUUUGCUAUUUCUUUAAUAUUCGGAAGUAAAAGCAUGAGGUGCAUAUGACAACUUCAUUUUUUCUCCACUUUAUUUAGAUGGAAAAAUCCACACUAAAUCCACGAACAUUUCCAUGGAAGUAUUCCACAGUAAAAAUCCUCUAUAAAUCCAUGGGAAUUUCCUUGGAAUAUUUUAUGGAAAAUUUCCGUGGAAUUUAUCAAGGAAAUAUACUGGAAAAUUCCGAGGAAUUUUUCUCUUGUGAUUCCUAUUCCGCUUUCUUUUUUCUAUGAGAGUGACAUUUACUACUUUGACAGAUCUGUCAAAUAAAUGUCACAUGGUGCAAAUGUCAGAGUUGAAGAGAGAGAAAAAAAAGCGCGGGAGAAGUUUGAAAAGAGAAAAAAAGUGAAAGUGAAAACACGAUUUUAUCUACAUCUUUUUUUUUUUAAAGAAAUUUCCCAAGAGAAAAAAAAUAAACAAAGUUCUUUUUUGUGUGAUAGUGUAAAUAAAAAAAAAUAAUAGCGAAAAAGAUGAAGAACACUAAAAUCUCUUCUAUCGCAAUUUCUUAGCAAAAAUCAAGAGAUAAUUUGUUUUUUGCUAAAAACAACUAAUAAAAUUCUAACACCAACUUAGAGAGUGAAUAAAUUAAUAAAAUAAAAUGCAAACCGUGUAAUAUACGAAAAUGAAAACAAUUUUAACUAAAAAGAAAUUUUAAUAAAUUAUUAAGCAUUGCAUUCUAGUGUAGAUGAAAAUAUAAAUGAAUGAUAAAAAAAACUAAUAUUGAUUUAAUGAAAAAAAUGAUAAGUGAAAUUGAUAUGACAAACGAAUCGUGGGUUUUUAUAUUAAAAAAAAGAAAUAAUAAGGAAAAUAUGGAGAAAAUGAAUGUGAAAAUAAAAAGAUAAAUAAAAGUGAAGAUAAAGUGUAAAAUGAACCUUAUUCGUAAAAAGAAAAGAUUUAGUGUAACUUGAACUUAUGUAUACAUAUAAAAAAAAAACAAGUAAUUGUAGGUGUAAAAAGAUUUAAGAAAUUUUUAAGAGACAAAAAAAUAUUCAAUUUUAAUAGAGCAAAAGAGACGAGUAACAAGAAUGGAAGAAAAAAAAAUUAUAUACAAGUAGAAUAGUCGAUGACGUGAAUGGAGAAUGAAAUGCACUUUGAUAGAAGAAAAAUUAAAAAAAAAGAAAAGAUGAAUGAACAAUGACGAAAAAAAAUAGAGUGAAUGUCUCCGGAGGUGAAAAAAAGAAGAAACACACUGAAAUGAGUAUUAUUUGAUAUUUUUAUCCUAUACCUUAAUAUACGAUACGAUAUACAUAUAUAAAUAUAUAUAUCAAAAAUGAAGAUGGAUCUAAGAUUAUCUUAGUUUUUUUCUAUUAAUAACUAUUAAAUUGAAAAUAAUGAGAGAAAAAAAAAGAAAUUAAAAAAAAAUAGUGAAAGUAACGAAGAUUCAAGUGAAUAAAAACCGCUACGCAGAGAAUGUAAGGUAAAAAGGAAAAAUACACACAACACUAGAAAAGAGAACCGAUAAAAAAAUGGCGAGAAAAAGAAUUAAAAAAGGAAAUCAUAGGAUUAUUUUCAUAAUUAAUUAUGAGAAGGAAAAAAUGAAAUACAUAUGUAAUAAAAAAUAACAAUAUUUUUAUUUUAUUAUUUUUUAGAGUAUAAAUAAAACACUGUUGUGUUUCAA
Phlebotomus papatasi is the source of this 16131-nucleotide messenger RNA. It is a transcript of the gene nej, whose product is annotated as CREB-binding protein. Gene Ontology annotation, biological process: positive regulation of transcription by RNA polymerase II. NCBI's taxonomy places the organism in Eukaryota, Metazoa, Arthropoda, Insecta, Diptera, Psychodidae. Gene Ontology annotation, cellular component: transcription regulator complex; nucleus; histone acetyltransferase complex. Gene Ontology annotation, molecular function: transcription coactivator activity; protein binding; chromatin DNA binding. Bases 1453 to 9591 code for a protein of 2712 amino acids. The record is from RefSeq and is a predicted model, not a curated record. The transcript has 17 exons.